AUGGGUUCUGCUUGUUGUUGCUUUCGUGUCAAGGAUCUUGAUCCUAGAGAAAAUGUAGAUACAUCCAGCCAUGGAAACUCAAUCUACCAUGAGUGCUUCUUUAGUAACUUAUUCAACAAGUAUGCAGGAUUCUUCAGCAGUGGCCAAAUGCAUGGCCUCUCUUCAUCCAGUCAGGAGGCAGCUUCUUCGACUCCUAAUGGGGCACCUGAAAAUACAGAAGCUGACACUACGACUUGUUCUCCUAGAAAGUCAAGAUGUCAUUCAUCAGAAGAAGAAGAAGAUGUCUGCCCUACAUGUCUUGAAGAAUACACGCCUGAAAACCCUAAGAUCAUUACACAUUGUUCUCACUCUUACCACCUUAGUUGUAUAUAUGAGUGGAUGGAGAGAAGCCCAAAAUGUCCACUUUGUUGCCGGGUGUUGACAUUUGACGAAGCAAAUUAA
Molecule: messenger RNA, 441 nt
Organism: Corylus avellana
Lineage: Eukaryota; Viridiplantae; Streptophyta; Magnoliopsida; Fagales; Betulaceae
Product: E3 ubiquitin-protein ligase
Molecular function (GO): ubiquitin-protein transferase activity
Source: RefSeq, a predicted model, not a curated record